CUUUAACUAUUUCAGUUGUGUUUUUAGGGAAACGUGUGUUUCUGAGUUCUUUGUUUACUGGAUAUUCGGAAGUCACACGAAUCCAUUGAUCAAUGCCGUCCAAUUUUUUGUUCUUGCACCCUUAAUAAAUGCUGAACUAGUAGCAUUUAUUCUCCCCUGCCUGUUUCUUGUGUUUACUUUAGCCUCCCCUGCCUCCAUUUCACUCCCCUGCUCCAUUUCACUCCCCAGCACUCAACAUCUUUCUCACCUUCUUAGAGAGCUUGAAGAGCCAGAGAAUGAGCCAGAGGAAGGAACUUGGAGAUGGGUUUGAUCCAAGAAAGCCUCACUUCUUCAAGGUGAUUGUUGCAGACACUCUCCGAGACAAGAAGCUGAUGCUGCCUUCAAAGUUUGUGAGGGAACAUGGGGGACCUUUGUCGAGCCCUGUCUCCAUCGAGGUCCCGAGUGGGAUGACGUGGCAGAUCCAGAUGGUCAAAGCAAGGACCCCAAAUGCUGACAAUGGCGGGACCAAGAACGUGUACUUGGUCAACGAGACAUGGCAGGAAUUUGCACGACAUCACUUCCUCAAACACGGACACUUUCUGGUUUUCCAGUACGAGGGCGGAUCUCGAUUCUCUGUCGUGAUCUUCGACGGCACAAAUGGCAUGGAGAUCGAGUACCCUGUAGUUAGCAGCAGCAGCAGCAGCGAGUUCACCUCUGUGUACCCUUUCUUCGAAGUUGUUGUCACCGAGCCUCAUUUGACCAAAUGCAACAUGAGGGUGCCAAAGAGCUUUGCAGACAAGUACUUGGAGAAAACCCAGAUGGUUAAGCUUCAAGUUGGGGAUAGGAAGUGGAUGGUGACUGCUAGCAGAACGAAAGGACGAUGGGAAGCAGUGCGGCUGAGUGCGGGUUUAACAGUCUUUGCCAAGGAGAACUCCCUUGAAGCUGGAGACGUUUGUUGCUUUGAGCUGGUUGGUAGAGAGGAUGGCGACCAACUUUACAAGGUCACUAUAACAAAGGGGAAUUAGCGACGAGGUCUGGUAGUGUUGUGUUGAAUUAAUGUGUCUUUUUAGU
Linum trigynum is the source of this 1050-nucleotide messenger RNA. NCBI's taxonomy places the organism in Eukaryota, Viridiplantae, Streptophyta, Magnoliopsida, Malpighiales, Linaceae. The record is from the annotation of a GenBank genome assembly.